Soboliphyme baturini is the source of this 624-nucleotide messenger RNA. The record is from the annotation of a GenBank genome assembly. Lineage: Eukaryota; Metazoa; Nematoda; Enoplea; Dioctophymatida; Soboliphymatidae.
AUGAAAUUGUUUACAUUUAAAAAGACGUCCCUGCCCACCAAACAGCGCGGUGCAGCAAGCUUGCUUCCGUGCCUCAUCAUUAGCUACACAGUCCAUGCAGCAAUAAAGGCCGAACCGAAGAUUUAUCGUGAAGCUGUGUGCAUUCUUCAAGGCAUAAACGUAACUGGAACCAUCUACUUCAAGCAGGAAUCCUUGAACGGUCCAACACGAAUUUUUGGCGAAGUUGCUGGCUUAGUACCCGGAAGUCACGGCAUGCACAUCCACGAAUUUGGUAACAUGCUGAAUGCAUGUGAACUCUUGGGUGGGCAUUACAACCCGCUGAAGAAGAACCAUGGAUAUCCUAAUGUAAGCGUAACUAUAUUUAUCGCUGCGCUGGACACAAGAAACCGGCACAUUGGUGACUUAGGAAAUAUCGAAGUCAAUAGAACAGGAAUCGGCGAAGUGAACUCGAUGAACAAUUUGGUGUCGUUGGGUGGUCCAUAUUCUGUCAUUGGUCGAUCAUUCGAUAUACACGAAAAUGAAGACGAUCUUGGUAAUGACGGCAACGCGCAGAGGCUGAAGAACGGAAACGGCAGCGCAGACAGCGUUGCUUGCUGUGUCAUCGGACUGAAGCAACCGAAAUGA